This is a messenger RNA of Durusdinium trenchii, 162 nucleotides long. Lineage: Eukaryota; Dinophyceae; Suessiales; Symbiodiniaceae. The record is from the annotation of a GenBank genome assembly.
GUUACACCAAUGUGAAGUACAACCUGAUCAAGUUGCAGCAAGAUCCAGGUCAUGCCCUGAAGAUUUUGAUCUACAAGCACGAAGUCCAUGAAGAGUAUGUGAUGGUGAAGUUUUGUCGCAUGGUUCAUUUGCAAGCAAACUUCACUGAGUGUGGUUUGAACC